UCACAAAACAAAAAAGAAAUAAAAAAGCAUGACAGCAGGAGAAGGCAUCAAUUCGUCAAUCACAUUGGAAGGUUCCUCUUCACUUGUGGUCGACUACUUUCAAUACUGCCUCAGUAGUAUUUUAAUGUUACGCGGUUUAAAACCUGAAGACAGUUUCAGGCUAGUCACACGAUACGGUCUCAAGGUCUACAUAUCUAACGAACCUCAAUUGACAAGAUACAUUCAAGGUAUUGUUCAGCAAUUAAAAAUCUGGGUAGAAGAAAACGUUGUCAGCAGAUUCAUAGUAGCCAUUAUUUCAACCGAGACGAUGGAAACCAUUGAAAGAUGGCAAUUCAAUAUUCAGGUCAAUGGAGAAAAUGGGUUACCCUCAGCCGAGAACGUUCCUCCUGCAGAUGCAGAAAUUAUUCAAAAGCAAACGAGAGAUCAGAUCAGAUCCGUGUUACGCCAAAUUGUACAAAGCGUGUCUUAUUUACCAGAAUUGGAUCCUGACUUUUGUACAAUGAAGGUGCUUGUGAUUGCUGAUGAUACUGCUGAGGUACCUGCAGCCUGGGUGGAUGACAAAGCUUGCGUGAUUUUAAAGGGAGCAGAACAUGUACAAUUAAGAUCUGUCUCAACUCUUGUGCAUAAUGUCGAUGCCUUUGUUGCCUAUAAAUAUGAUCCGUUUUAAACAAAAUACAUGAUUCUGAACAAUGCUCGUAUUCAAUCGC
Mucor mucedo is the source of this 707-nucleotide messenger RNA. RefSeq names its product DNA-binding protein. Lineage: Eukaryota; Fungi; Mucoromycota; Mucoromycetes; Mucorales; Mucoraceae. Gene Ontology annotation, cellular component: kinetochore; cytoplasm; nucleoplasm. Bases 29 to 667 code for a protein of 212 amino acids. The transcript has 6 exons. The record is from RefSeq and is a predicted model, not a curated record. Gene Ontology annotation, biological process: mitotic spindle assembly checkpoint signaling.